UCUAGAAAUAUGCUAUAGUAUAAUCCCAACAAGGUCAUCAGUUGAGUACAUACGUAAAUAUAGCUAAAUACCUGAAACCACAUGUAUAUAUAAAUAUGUAAAUAUAUAGGCAACGACUGAAACACGAAUGUAUACAUACAUACAUCGCCAACUGAAACUACACAUAUUUCUAUUCAUGUAUGCAUAAGAUAUAUUUGCAUCGUAAAUACGACUUCGAUUUUCUAUUCUACAAGGCCUUGUUCUGUAGUCUAAACAAACAGCCAUUAAAUGACUAGGAUUAUUCAUCGGCAUAUGGGACGGCAUCGGGUUAUAAUUGCACUGUUAUACACUGGCAGAUUUGCCUGCUAGAAAAAAUUAACCGUGUUCUACAGUUAAGUCAGAUAGUCGGUACUUGACGAAACCCUUUUUAAAGGCGAAGGUAGCGACGCCAUCUUUGACACUGUACGACCCACCAAUACAUAUCUUAGAUAUACAAUACUACAUAUACACGCACACUAUGCAAGAUGGGACGGGCAUACCACACCGAGUCUUUGAAGCCGUUUCUCCGAACAAUUUAACGGAGACAGCGUCAGACUCCUGUGCUGAUGACGCUGAUGAUAUUGAAGAUUCGAGCAGUGAUUCAGAACCUUUACACGUGUGUGUUGUAGGGGCUGGGGUCUCUGGCAUUGUUACUGCAAAAUGGCUAUUACAAUGUGGUCUGAAGGUCACAAUUCUCGAUGCAAACGAGACGCUCGGAGGUAUCUGGAAGUACUCGGU
Molecule: messenger RNA, 756 nt
Organism: Sphaeroforma arctica JP610
Lineage: Eukaryota; Ichthyosporea; Ichthyophonida
Exons: 1
Molecular function (GO): oxidoreductase activity
Source: RefSeq, a predicted model, not a curated record